Molecule: messenger RNA, 1990 nt
Organism: Anopheles moucheti
Lineage: Eukaryota; Metazoa; Arthropoda; Insecta; Diptera; Culicidae
Exons: 5
Coding region: 443-1390 (315 amino acids)
Source: RefSeq, a predicted model, not a curated record
CGUAACGUUGUAUCGUCCCGUGGCUGUGGAGUUUACCUUACCCAGUGUAACAGUAGUACGCGAUUAUCGAAACCCGCGUUUAGUACAUCGUUCCGGGCGCCUUUCAAGCCUUCACUUUCGCCAGCUUUUUUGUGCUAUCCACACAACACACUCAUACAAGGUCUGUCGUGCGGUGUAACGUCAGUAUCCGGUAGCAUUCGCACUCGUGACGUUGUUGUUGCGUGGUAAAGUGUUGUACAGGCGGGUGGUGAAAGCGACAGGUACAACGGCGCUCCGGCGACGACACCACACAACAACAACAAAAACCCUACGCACAGGGUGAAGGUCACUGGAGCACGGUUACGUACGGGAACCUGGCCAAGCUGCGUCCACGUUUGCAACCGAUCAACCAACCACCCGUCGCUGCGGUCCAAAAUACCCUCCCAAACAACUGCCGUACAGUAUGGCGCACCAUCAAACCGGCCGUGCACUGCUUAUCCUGUUUACCUUCCAGCUCUACAUCGCAUCGCUUUACGCCAUCCCUCAAACGUUCGGGCCGCUGAUACGCGAACGUCCCAACCGCGAUCGUAAGCAAUCGUCCGAGGAAGAUUUAAACAGGAACAUCGAGCGCAUCUAUAUUAAAGAUUAUAAAACGACUACCCCGUCCAAAGAGCUGACCACGGAUGAGGUGGAACCCUCCCCAACGGAGCUCGUUGCACGUUCGCACGCCUCCACGCGUACUAAGACACCGAUUGAACCCAACGAUAAGAAAGCGAUGUUGUACGUGUACCGCGACGAACACGGAAAGCUGGUGCCAGUAAUAACAAAUCUUGAACCGACAGCUACCACACCUCAAACUACAAGCUAUUCCGAACCGCCAACGUCCAACGAAAACGCUGGCAUGCUCGUGCUGAAAAUCGAUACAUCGAGUAACACAACGAUCCCGGAAACGCAUGAUCCAAUCUUCGCGAAUGGAUCCUACCCGGACGAUUAUCCUUUUAAAAUGAUUCAGAACAUCAUCAGUGAGCAUGGGGACAACUAUGAGCAUUGGUUUGAGAACGAAAUCAAGCGAGACCCACUAGCGACGCGAGCGAACAGUGAAGCGGAUAAAUUUCUCUGCAACUCGGACGCGCACACCGAAUAUCCUACGUACAGUGCGAAAGAUAAACGGCACAUCAUUAACGUGAAGGGCUUCUACCAGCCAGUGGUGUAUGAGACUUGCACAGGCGCCGAUAAAGAGUGCAGUAAAAGUAGCACCUCUGGUAAUUACAAGCUGGUCUGCUUGCAGACAUACAGAGACUACAAAAUGUUUGUCGCCCCCUUAGAUGCCAGCAGUAACAAGUUUGAUUUUAUAGACGUCAGGUAUCCUGCCUGCUGCAAGUGUGCUCAGAUCGAAAGGAAGACCCCAUGAACAGCAUCACCAUUACAGUAACCGUAGAUCAGAAACCGUACUCGAUCGUCCAAUUCGAGAUCAAUUGUUUUUAUUUAAUCCACUCCCAAUUUGCCAUAUCCCUAGACGUGCGCGUACCUAUAUGUGCUAUAUCGAUAUUUAUGUAUAACACGGCGCUAAACCGAAUGCGAACGGUACGACACAACGUACCAACGGACGGUUUGAACCCUCGAUUUGCUCGAUUUGCUUUGGUGUGAUUUGUGUUUAGGUUUUCUUUAAUGGUUUUAUUUUGUUGUUACUGUUUAAUAAUACAACCCUCUAAGCGCAGUUCGUGUGUAACAGUGUAACAAAACAACAUACGAGUGCUCUCAACAGAUUCGCAUCCGCUUUUGCUUUUGCGCUUCGUCAAACUAAACUCGUUACAGGACGGUGCUUCUUGAUGCCUGUGUGGGUAGCGGUAGGGUAUCCAGGAUGCCGCCAGCGCACAGAAUGUACCAGCAAAUACCCACCCGUUCCACUCUCUUCCAGAUUAGCAUUUAGCGGCACCGCUUGCGAUUCAAUGUUCGUGUAUAAUUUUAGUGCAAGCCAAAAAUAUAGUAAACCCAUUCUUGUCUAGUAGGC